AUGAACUCCUCCAUGAAUGGAGUAAGUAGGCAGGAAAGCUUUGAGGAAGUUUUCAGCAAAAUAUUUGUAAGUGUUCUUCUUGGGUUCAUCAUCAUUUGUAUCAAUGGAUCAUUUGUUUUCACCUUCUUCAAGAGCUCAGUUUUUCAUAAUAAUCCAAGAUACAUUUUGUACAUACAUUUGGUUAUCAAUGACAUGAUUAUGGUUGGUAUGUCUGUGGCACUUCUGGUAAUGGUAUAUACAUGGAGGAAUGUAAGCAUUUCUUCUUGUUGUGUAUUAGUAAUCAUAGCUUCAGCCACUCAGAAAAACACACCACUAAACUUGGCAGCUAUGGCAAUAGAGCGUUACAUUGCCAUCUGUAAACCUUUGCAUCAUUCUCAGAUCUGUACCGUGCACAAAACCUUCAUUCUUAUUGUUUUCAUAUGGGGAGUUGGACUUAUUCCUCCACUGACGGACUUGGUUAUUUCUGCCAUCCUAUUUCCUUUGUUCAUUUUUAACACUGUUACUGUCUGCUCUUCAUCAUUUCUGUACAACACUGUUUACCAUGAUCAGAGGAAGCAAGCUACACAGGCAAUUUACACAUCCUUUGUGUGGCUUGUUCUCGUCUACACUUAUUGUAGGGUGCUGAUUGCAGCCAGAAAGAUGGCAAGUGACAAGGAAUCUAUUAAAAAAGCCAAGAGCACAAUCCUUUUGCAUGGAGUGCAGCAAUUGCUCUGUAUGUUGUCCUUUACCCCUCCCGUGUUAGACUUUGUUUUUGUUCGUAUUAUGCCUACUCAAUGGACAAAGAUUAGUUAUUAUGCUUAUUUGAUAACAAACAUCAUACCACGCUUGCUUAGUCCACUAAUUUAUGGUAUUCGAGAUCAGACAUUCGUCAAACACUUGAACAGAAAUUUCUCAUGCAGAGUGUUCAUUUUAAAAGUAGAAUCAGACAAAAGCGCAAUCACAAAGUAA
Pangasianodon hypophthalmus (striped catfish) is the source of this 948-nucleotide messenger RNA. Its product is annotated as odorant receptor 131-2-like. The transcript has a single exon. Gene Ontology annotation, cellular component: membrane. Gene Ontology annotation, molecular function: G protein-coupled receptor activity. Gene Ontology annotation, biological process: G protein-coupled receptor signaling pathway. The coding region runs from base 1 to 948 and encodes 315 amino acids. The record is from RefSeq and is a predicted model, not a curated record. NCBI's taxonomy places the organism in Eukaryota, Metazoa, Chordata, Actinopteri, Siluriformes, Pangasiidae.